This is a messenger RNA of Leptidea sinapis, 1012 nucleotides long. RefSeq names its product general odorant-binding protein 68-like. Gene Ontology annotation, molecular function: odorant binding. The record is from RefSeq and is a predicted model, not a curated record. Bases 69 to 950 code for a protein of 293 amino acids. The transcript has 8 exons. NCBI's taxonomy places the organism in Eukaryota, Metazoa, Arthropoda, Insecta, Lepidoptera, Pieridae.
UAUAUAUCAUUGCAGAUAAGUUUUUCUGUUUAUUCGCAAGGGACUAUUGAUACAGGACACAUUGUACAAUGUUUCACGUAAUCACGGUGUUUUUGUUUGUUCUGGUGGUCAAAGCUGAUAUUACAUCAGAAGUACGCAGCCGUGGACCAACACUAAAACCAAUAUCAACUUGCUGCGACAUACCCGAGCUCGGCGAUCCCAAACCCUUGUCAGAAUGUUCCACGCCGAAAUUAACUGGACCUUGCAAUGACGUCCAAUGCGUAUUCGAAAAGUCAGGCUUUCUAAUAGAUAAAAACAGACUAAAUAAAGACAUAUACCGGGGCCAUCUGUUGAAGUGGCUUGAAUCUCACGAGGAGUGGCGUGAUGCUGUCCACAAGGCUAUCAGAGACUGUGUGGACAGGGAUCUGAGGCAGUAUUUGGACUACCCGUGCAAAUCCUAUGACGUUUUCACUUGCACAGGAAUCGCCAUGCUGAAGGAUGUUGCUUCUCAAAUGCCCUCAGGACCCCCAUGUGGACCUCCGCCAGUGGACAAGCCAUUCGAAUGUUGCAAAAUACCGCCGCUGUUUACUAACGAGGAGUUGGCUGACUGCGGCAUAGAAAAGAUGUCUGAUGGACCCUCAAGAGGACCACCAGAUUGUUCGAAACAGGUCUGUAUGCUCAAGAAAUAUGAUCUUAUGAAUGGCGAUUCUGUGAACAAAGAAGCAGUUGCAGCAUUCUUGAAAAAAUAUUCUGAAGCAAACGGAGAAUUUAAAGGAGCUGUCGAUAAAGCGAUUGAAGUCUGUUUAAAGGAUGAUUUACCAGGACCUUCUCAGUUAUGUGAAGCUGAAAAAAUUGUUGCUUGUACAUUUUUCGAAACAUUUGCGAACUGUCCAACGUGGGUAAAAAGCGACAAAUGUGACAAACUAAAGGACCACAUGGAUGAGUGCUUGGCAAAAUAUAACCAAAACUGAAAUAUUAUUUUAUUGUGUUUUUUGCUUCCGUUAUACUGUGUGCAAUAAAAGUAUACUAUAAA